UUGCAUAAUCUUCACAAGCGCAACUAGAAAAGAGUGGACUUUCCCCCCUCAGGGACGCAGUAGGACAGACCUAACAGGAAACUUUCUUCCCAUUUUGAAGAAAUAAAAAAGAAAACAAACUAAUUAAAGAAAGAACUUGAUGAAGAUGGGAACAUCUUUCGAGAGACUCCUGGCUUUCGCUGUUGCUUUAUGCACAGUGUUCCUGGAAAGGGCGGAAACAGUGACCGUUGGUGAAGGACGAUGCUCAUGGGAAGAUUCCAGAAACAGAGGUAAAACAUGGUGCCCGAUAAGUCAAGCAAGAGCGGACAUGACGUUGAAAGUGACAGUUGUUAGCGGCUGGUACUCGGCCAACUGUGUUGAGGGAGACUCUGGCGGUCCUCUGGUGUGCCAGGAGGCAGAUGGGCGAUACUACCAAUACGGUAUCGUCUCUGCUGGAAUCAAGUUCAACUGUGGGAUUUUCCCGGGUAUCUACACAAGGGUCAGCACCUACCUCCCCUGGAUUGAAAGUCAUCGCAAUUAGAGUUUGAAACUGUUGCCAUCAUCCUGUGUUGUUGAUUUUUUGUUUUAGUUUAGUUUUACCAAGAGUUUUACAGCAUUUGCAACACAAUGAGGUCUCUAAGUACCGAAUAUUAUAGGUGUCAUAUAAGGGUAACAAACACUAAAACGGAGGACAGAUCGAGACGACAGAUGUUUGAUAGGAAAGAAGAAGCACAUCAUACCGGCACUGCCGCCUACCACCCGUGUUUUUGUUUCUGUAAAAAAAAAAAUAGAAGAAAAGAAAAUCAUGUAUCUUUAUCUCUCCGUACGUGUUUUUGUGAUUAAAAAUAAAUGAAGUACUAUACCAUUGCAUGACGUGUAGCCUUUAUCUGAUAAAUGUCAUGUACAAGUGUAAUACAAUUGAAAUCACAACACCUAAGCUUCUUCUAAAUGGCUUCUAGAGAAAACGAGAAAUAGGGCAUAACUUUCCGACUAGAAAAUUGAUUGCAGCAACUUCAGUCUGAAAUAAAACGUGAUAUAAGUAUACAGUAA
Messenger RNA from Aplysia californica (California sea hare), 1029 nucleotides. RefSeq names its product chymotrypsin-like protease CTRL-1. The record is from RefSeq and is a predicted model, not a curated record. Lineage: Eukaryota; Metazoa; Mollusca; Gastropoda; Aplysiida; Aplysiidae. Gene Ontology annotation, biological process: proteolysis. Gene Ontology annotation, molecular function: serine-type endopeptidase activity.